Frankliniella occidentalis (western flower thrips) is the source of this 1080-nucleotide messenger RNA. Its product is annotated as cGMP-dependent protein kinase, isozyme 2 forms cD4/T1/T3A/T3B-like. The record is from RefSeq and is a predicted model, not a curated record. The transcript has a single exon. NCBI's taxonomy places the organism in Eukaryota, Metazoa, Arthropoda, Insecta, Thysanoptera, Thripidae. The coding region runs from base 550 to 1080 and encodes 176 amino acids.
UCUCGCAUCUGCCCCGCCCCCUCCCCACCGUCACGCGGAAUGCAGGGUGCAACCCGCGAGCCUGGGGGGGAAUCUCGCCUUGAGCCUUGAAGCUUAGCGCGGGAAUUUAUGUAGGAGGGCUGGGUGAACAGAAGCAGCGCGUGACGUGACGUCACGGACCACUGCGCCAUCAGCUGAUCCCUGGUGGCGCGACGGUGAUGAUUGAGACUUCCGUUUUCGAUCGGGUGGGGGGGCAGAUGCGGCCAUCGUAGCACUACCCUGACGAGGGUGUCAUGCCCCUGAAAAUUAGCAUGAGCCACGGCUGUUGUAAUAAUAGUUGUUUUCAAUGGCUCCCCUAGCCGCCGGCUAGUGUCCCCUGAGAUAAGGCAGUUUGGGGGGAACUCCUUUACUUGUGCUACUCCCAGCUAGCUGAAGUACUCAAGGCAGCUGUUACAUUAACGAGCCAGAUAAAGGUUCCUUGUUCCCGGGCAUCCUUCCCAGUUCGGCGCUGGCCCUCGAGCUCACCCCGUCCCUGUGCUCCUCCCCCCAGUGCCCCGCCAAACCUCCCCUAUGCGUGUGUGCUUCGAAUCGCUGUGCUUCGCGUCGCAGCGGCCGAGGGACGAGGACGACGCCGAAGCAACGGGGCAGUCCCAGAGCCGGGCCCACAGCCGGGCCGGGGGCGCCCAGGCCGGCAGCGGGUCCCAGGGGCGCUCGCCCCCUCAGCAGCCCAAGCGGACGUCGGCCUUCGUCGUCGUGGACAGCAUGGGGUCGGUCCAGGAGCUGCAGGCGCUGCUCGCCGACAAGGAGGCGCGCAUCGCGGAGCUGGAGGCCGCGCUGCGCAAGCGCGACGACGACAUGGUGCAGCUGCGCUCGCACCUCGACAAGUUCCAGUCCGUGUUCCCCUACUCGUACACGCAGAUCAACAACAACCUGAGCGCGCCGUCGUCGCCCAGCGGCCCGCCCUCGCCCGCGGCCCCGGGGCUCACCACCCCCACGGGGCCGCGGCCGCGCAAGCAGCGCGCGCAGGGCAUCUCCGCCGAGCCGUGGAACGACGAGCUGGACCUGCAGGACUUCCCCACCAUCGAGAAGAGCGACAGGUGA